This is a messenger RNA of Haliotis rubra (blacklip abalone), 5940 nucleotides long. RefSeq names its product eukaryotic translation initiation factor 5B-like. Gene Ontology annotation, biological process: nucleosome assembly. Gene Ontology annotation, cellular component: nucleosome. The coding region runs from base 485 to 2776 and encodes 763 amino acids. Lineage: Eukaryota; Metazoa; Mollusca; Gastropoda; Lepetellida; Haliotidae. The transcript is spliced from 12 exons. The record is from RefSeq and is a predicted model, not a curated record. Gene Ontology annotation, molecular function: DNA binding.
AGUUUGUGAGAUAUUAAACUUAAACGCUGUCCGGAUGUUUCCCCUCGUAAAAUUCUCUGAUUACGUGAAUUUCUCCAAGUUUCAAAAAGACCACAGGCCCAACGUAAAUUCUGUUUGGUAUUUUGAGGCACACUUGUCUCGCAUAAUCCUGCAAUUUCAGAAUCCAACAACGGUACAGAAAAUCUUUCAUGAUCACUAUGCUUCCCACUACCGCCGCCAAACACAUUCUCACUCACGUGGACUUCUUCCUCCACGUCACUAAUAUCGCUGUAAUGUUGCUGAAGAAGAUCCCUUUCCUCCGCUUCAUCAUCUUCAGAGUUUUCACUUAUUGUCAAAAACUCACACUGUGAAGCUGGAAUCAACGUAUCGUCGCUGUCGGUCCCACUCAUACCUGCUGCGUAAUGAAGAGACAUGUGCGCGGAGACCAUGUGUUUGUAAAGAUUUUUGAAUUUGUAAUUUGAAAGUACUAUCUAAGCAACACACCAUGCCAGCGAUAAAGCUGAAGAAGGCAGCCGCAGAACACCAGGCAGAGAAGGAGCGGGAAGAAAGAGAGCGAGAGUCUGAGGAAGUGAUGGCAGUGAAGACAGUCCCCAGCACCGUCACCAUCAAACCCAAGGAGGCCUCCAUCGGUGGGAGUCUCAUGAAGGGUUUGGAUGCAAACAUUCUCCUGGAGAAGAGAAAGAGAACCAUUCCUCCAUCAGAGCAAAAGCUUAUUGACUGGAUGGAAGCCAAUCUGGAGUCCAAGGAAGAAUGUCGUGUAUCACUCAACAGUCUGUAUGACUACUUUGGAGAGGCCUGCUCCUUUGAUGGGACAGCUGUGGUUGAUCAGCCAAUGUUUAACAAGAGGAUCACUGACAAGUUUGGCAAGGCUUUUGCUCUGAAAGAAUCUUCACCAUACAAAGGCCUGAUCAAGGAAAAGAAGUCAAAAGGAAAGGGGAGUACAGUGAAGGCUGACACACUCAAGAUCAAGAUGAAGGAUAUCAUAGAAGAAGCCAUUAAAGAAGCAGGAAAUCCUGUUAAAGGGGUGCGAUUCUUUUCUCUGAAGCAGUACAUUGCUUGUAACUAUCCCGCUCUGAGAGUAGACCUACGACCUGCCUACCUCAAAGUGGCACUGGAGCGUGGUGUCAAGUAUGGAUACAUACAGCUGGUAAGGGGAGUUGGCCUAGCAGGAUACUAUCGUUUACCCGUGGAUGAGGAGCCUGAUGAAACAGAAGAGAAAUCAGCUGAGAAGGAGGGCGAAGAAGCUGAGGGGGACAAGGAAAACCAGAAUGGAGAUGCUGAGGCCCCUGAAGGCGAGAAAUCAGAGGAGAAUACUGCAGCUGCUGCUGCUGCAGCUCCAUCACCCAAGAAAAAAAGUCGUAAGAGAAAGGCUCCUGAAAAAGAAGAAGGAGAAGAAGGAGAAAAAACUACAGAAGGGGAGGGAGAUGAUGGAGAAGGCAAGAAAAAGAAGAAAAAGAAGACAAAAAGGAGACGGCCAAGACCAGACAGCUACCAUGUUGCUCCACUCAAGAUUGAAGACACCUUUGCCUUGGCUAUGACAUACAUGUGUGAACCCAAACAGACAUCUUUUGGGAAGAUUAAGAAGUACAUCACCGAGAACUAUCCCCACGUAGAUACAGAAGCUCCGAGUGAACUGAAGUCAGCAAUGGAGAGUGGCGAGAGGAAGGGCUUUUGGGAACACAUCACUGGACAAGGGCUGUCAGGGACAUUCCAGCUGAUGAUCGAUGAGUUUGAUCCGAACAGCACUGACAAUGUAGAAGACAUGAUAUGUUCUGCCAUCAUUGCUUGUAACGAGCCCAAGCAGGCAUCCUCAAACCUGCUGAAGAAAUAUGUCAUGGAAUUUCACCCAGACUUCAAUAUUCAGUCUAGACCACAUCGCUUCAAGAUGGCACUUGAAAGGGCUCUUAAAAAACAGAAGAUCAUCCAGCUGAGUGGUAUUGGUGCAAGUGGCAGCUUCCAGAUGUGGUCCCCCUUCACACCCACCCCUAGCCUCCUGGCGGGAGAAGAAGAUGACUACGUGGAGGACAUCUUCACUGAGAAGCAGGAGAUGUACAUUCCACGGGGUACAAAGUCUCGGGGUGGUCAGUCUGUACGCAAAGCACCUGCUGACCGGAGUCUGGAAGGAAGACCUAAACCAAAGAAGAGAGCUCCACCUACCAACCGUUCUGCCAGUCAAAAGAAGGCAGCCGCUUCCAAAUCCAGGUCACCUGCAAAGUCACAAUCAAGAAGUCGAGGGAAGGCUAGCUAUGCUGAAGAUGAAGGAGAAGCGGAAGUUGAUGAGGAAGUUGAAGAGGAAGUUGAAGAAGAUGAAGGUGAACCUCCUGCAAAGAAGAAGGCAAAGAAAAGUGGCAAAGCAAAGAAGGGGAAGAGCAGUCCUAAACCAAAGAAGAAGACAAAGAAACCAGUCAGCAGGGCCCAGAUCACUGAUACAGAUGAGGAAGGAGAUGAUGAUGAAAGUGAGGCCAAGAAAAAAUCAAAGAGUAAGGCACAAACUGAAACUAGUCCACGGAAGUCAAAAGCCCGACCUAGCUAUGCUGAAGAUGAAGAUGGCAGUGAAGAUGAAGACAGUGCUCCUCGCUCUAAGGGAAGAAGUAGAGAGUCUUCAGGUGCGGGGAGAAGGUCCAGCAAGGUUAAUUAUAAUGAAAAUGAGGAGGAAGAAGAAGAUGCAGAUAGGCCAGAAUACACACCAAGAAAAUCAAAAUCAAGAGGUGGGGAAGAUGAUGAAGAGGAUGAGCCGAGAUCUUCACCAAAGAAAAGAGGAAAGAAACGCCGUUGAGUAUUGUACAAUCAACAGUCCUACAUAAUAAACCUAACAGACAAGUUAAGAUGUCUUAAGGGUUGAGUCAUGAUACAACCCAAUUGUCUUGUUCAAGGAAAUGAAAGUAUUUCCCCCCGAUCUGAAAGAUUUGUAUGGAUUUGUUUUGCAUAUGUUGGUACUAAGUAUUCUCAUGUUUCAAGAAGCAGGAAUUUGUUACCAUAAAAAAUGAAUACUUUAGGGCAUAUUUUUCCCCAACAGAAAAAAACUGCAUUUAUGUGUAAAAGGUAUGAUUCUUGUAAAAAUAAUUUCAGUCAGCUGGUAUGUUGGGUUUGAUUUCUAAACAUUGUUCCAUUGAGGCAUGUAACAUCUUAAGGAGUUUGUUUUUGUAACAUGUGUUUACAUAUUUUUGCCUUUAUGAAAGUGCAGAUUAUUCAUCAUUGUGUAAUGUGAUUGUGUAGAGAUAAUCACAAUAACCACAAUUCCCCUUUGCCCAUUGUACAUACCAUUUGGCGGGGACUGGACCUGUUUUCAUAGGUUUCUCACUCAUCAAGCAAUUGAUUCAAUAUAUAUGCUUUCAUUUUCCAUCAUUCCCAUAUUGACUUUGACUGAAGAAAGCAUCAUGUUUUACUGCUUGUACAACAUUUUAAUAAUCCAUCUCAGAAUCAUGGCAACAAACCUUGAUUUGAAUAUGACUCUAGACAGAAAGAAUCUAGAUAAAAUGGGCAGCAAUUAAAUCGCCAUCAUCGCCGUAAGUCAAAAAGAUGUAAACCUAAUCCAACAGUAAUUCCUGCUGUUCAUACAUUCAAACAUUACUGGUUUAGUUGAUAAUAAUCAGGAAGAAUAACUCUAAGUACAACUUUCCUUUAGCAUACUUGAACCAUAUUAUUCUGUUUGUAUUUAUUGAACAAUUGUUAGACAUUUUGAGUCAGUGAGGAAAAGAGAGAAAAGGUUUGGUGAAGAUAAUUUUACACCUACCUGUGAAACAUAGAAUACAAUGGCAUGUAAUGGAGACUGAAGUUUUUGAGUUUCUACUUCAUUGUGGUAAGAGUUAGGAAAGGGACUUUAGCUAUGGUUAGAUUUCAUUCUAUACUUGCAGGCGAUGUGUACUCUAGCCAGAAUUGAGUUUUGUACGAAUAGCUAUUGGUUGUGGACUGUUUUUAUUUUGUUUACUGUUAAUGAUUUUUUAAUUUGGUAAAUAUACUGUUGUAUACAACAUUCAUGCCUGUACUACUUUCAUAAUUAUAAAUUUGUUUUAGGUCUUUGCAUAUAAAUCAAAAUACUAGUGAUUUUGUCACUAGCAUUAAAUCAUCAAUUGUGUAAAAAAACUGCAUGACUUCAUGCUGUUGAAAAUUUGAUGUACCUCGUCAGAUCAGUGUAUUGUUGAGUUUCAUACUUUUGUUUUAAGAUCAUUUUAAGGUAGCAUAUUGUAUUAAGGUAUAAGGCCUUAAAUCAAAAUGAGUAACUAAAAGUUUUAUUAUAAAAACCUGAAUAGUUUACUCUGCAUAUUCUCAUGCAGGAAAGAUAUUUGAAUUACUGUGCAAAUAUAUGUAUUGUGCAAAUGAAAACAGUACAUGCUGGUGAAGAAUGACCAGUACAAAAAGAAUGUAUUGUUGCAAAUUUUACAAGGUUUCAUGGAAUGUGGGAGAAAUACCAAUACUCCUUGCACCAUGACUGUAUAGAUGAAUGCCUGGACUGUUGUUUGUGAAGCAUGUAUGUUAUAGACAUUUUACUAGACUCUACACCAGUGUGUUGACACACAGUUUUUAUUUUACAUUCAAAACUAUCAGCAUUUGGAAAUUUAGACCUACACUGCUGAAUCUAUCUGUUAUGAGCUAUUUUUCCUUGAAUACUGAGAUUAAUGAAGCUUGUUUGAUAAUGACAUCAGUCUUGAUGUUUUUGAAGAGGAGGGCUUGAUUUCUACUGAGAAUAUAUAUUGUAGUUAAAUUCCUAAAGUGCUCCCAAAAUGCUCCCAGUUAGAGCAGUAUUACCCAGGGUGCAGGAUGUUCCCAUUGUCGUCCAAUACACUUUUAGGACGGGACUAGUCUAUCCUAGCUGUCUGUGAGUAUUGGAGACAUGUUAUAUAUAUAUGAAACAAUAAUGGCCAAAACAUGUUUGCCUGAAACCGGUGAAUCACAUACAAGAUCUAGACACAUCAUCAUGCUUCCUGGAAAAAUUUAUGUUAAGAAAAUUUAAGUGAGUUAAAAUUUAUUGUUGUAUCAGCAGUUUCUGUCAUCAGGUGACACCUACUGUAACUUCACUUGGGUAAAUCCAUAGCCAAAUAUAAUGUAGCCUAUAUGUUAUCAUUAUUAUGGAAGAAUGAAUAAAUGGAUAUGAAUUACAAUGUAUAUUAUUUUCACAGGAUCAGUUUUUGAUUGUAUGGAUAAUAGUUGUCAUCAUUCAACUUAUUCAGCAGAAGACAGGACAUUAAUUGUAUGUUGUGCUUUGUAAUCAGCCCCAUGUCUCCUUCACUUAAUAUUAUAAUGACCCAUAUUUGCAUUGUUCAUGGUGUUGUAGAUACUAAUAACAACAGUGUAUCUUCUGCAUUACCUUAUUACAGGCAAUAAGAGUAUCCUGGAUGUUACUGUUUACUUAGCAUGUGCUCUCAUGUGUAAGCACAUGGGGCUAUUGUGAUAUUAUGUGUAACAGUAUGAUUCUGGGAUGGGCAUUCAUUCUCACAGUUUACCUUGCUUUCUUCACGGGCUUCUAUUAGAGGGUUCGCUGUAUUACGAAAGACUCGCAUGUUGCCAACUGUAUCCACAUGGUUGUUGCAUUGACAUGAAUAUUCAUUUUGUCUAUCGGUAGUUGGCCUGUAUUUGCAUCAUAAUAGUCAUAUAAUCAUGCGUUCACAAAGAGGCUUUUGUAUUGAAAAAGCUGUACACCAAAUAUGGAGCCAUAGCCUAGGCCAGUUUAUCUUUUAUACUGUAUUUUGUUCUGUGGCAUUUGGAAAUUUUGUGUACAUUGAAAAAUAAUCAUGUCCAUGUAAAACUUAGAUUUUAGAUUUUUACCUAUUUGUGUUGUCUUAACACUGGUCAGUGGCAUUUUGUUGAGAACGUGGUCCAAAAGUGUUCCAUGUAAGGUGCUUUUUGACGAUGACAACAGCUUUUGAAGAUGUCAUACUCCAUAAUUAUAUGCAUUUAUCUUGUGUUCACAUCAUUGCCACAAUAAACUGUCUUUUCAGUGCA